CCCUACUCCCCGCCCUCCCCAAGGCCCUGGGAAGGGGCUUAGCGUGGGAAAGGGAUGGUUGAGUUUUAACCGGAGGCCGAGCGUGAGCGGAUCAGUGUGUGCGGAGAGCGAGCAGCUGAACGCGGAGAGGCGUCGCUGGUAACUCCUCCCUGCCCGCCGCGCCGACCCUCCCCCGGAGCCCCCGCGCAGCCAGCAUGAAGCGAGCUCACCCCGAGUACAGCUCCUCGGAUAGCGAGCUGGACGAGACCAUAGAGGUGGAGAAGGAGAGUGCGGACGAGAAUGGAAACUUGAGUUCGACUUUAGGUUCCAUGUCCCCAACUACGUCUUCCCAGAUCCUGGCCAGGAAAAGACGGAGAGGCAUCAUUGAGAAGCGCCGCCGAGACCGGAUCAAUAACAGUUUGUCUGAGCUGAGGAGGCUGGUUCCCAGUGCUUUUGAGAAGCAGGUAAUGGAGAAAGGAUCUGCUAAGCUAGAAAAAGCAGAGAUUCUUCAGAUGACCGUGGAUCACCUGAAAAUGCUGCAUACUGCUGGAGGGAAAGGCUACUUUGACGCGCACGCCCUUGCAAUGGACUAUCGGAGUUUGGGGUUUCGGGAAUGCCUGGCAGAGGUUGCCCGUUACCUGAGCAUCAUUGAAGGACUGGAUGCCUCUGACCCGCUUCGAAUUCGACUAGUCUCGCAUCUCAACAACUACGCCUCCCAGCGGGAAGCCGCGAGCGGCGCCCACGCCGGCCUUGGACACAUUCCCUGGGGGAGCGCCUUCGGACAUCACCCGCACAUCGCGCACCCCCUGUUGCUGCCCCAGAACGGCCACGGGAACACUGGCACCACGGCCUCGCCCACGGAACUGCACCACCAGGGCAGGUUGUCCUCAGCACACCCGGAGGCGCCCGCUUUGCGAGCGCCCCCUAGCGGCGGCCUUGGACCGGUGCUCCCUGUGGUCACCUCCGCCUCCAAACUGUCGCCGCCUCUGCUCUCGUCGGUGGCCUCCCUGUCGGCCUUUCCCUUCUCGUUUGGCUCUUUCCACUUACUCUCUCCCAAUGCACUGAGCCCUUCGGCACCCACGCAGGCAGCAAACCUUGGCAAGCCCUAUAGACCUUGGGGGACGGAGAUUGGAGCUUUUUAAAGAACUGAUGUAGAAUGAGGGAGGGGAAAGCUUAACAUCCCAGCUGAGGUGGACUGUUGCCAACACCACCUAAAGUCGUCAAUUAAAGUAAAAAGGAAAAAGGUACACUUUCAGAUAAUUUUUUUUAAAGACUAAAGGUUUGUUGGUUUACUUUUUACUUUUUUAAUGUUUUUUAAAAUUUUGUCAUGUAUUAGAAGUUUUUAAAAACUAGUUGUUAAAUUUUGUUCAAAACACUAAGUUGAAAUAGUGAGUAUAAACCAACACUUUGUGAUAGGUUUGUACUGUGCCUAAUUUGCUUUGUAAACCUAUCUGUCUAAGAAUGAUUCCAUUUUUGCCUCAAAGUUUUGGAAAUCUUAACAUUCAGUAUUUUUGGUCUAAUUUUUCUUUGUACAGUUAUGAUCUGUUUUUAGAAUUAAUUUUCCAAACCACUAUGCUCAACGUUAACAUGAUUCUGUUUGUUAAUAUUUUGACAGAUUAAGGUGUUCUAUAAAUAUUCUUUUUUGAGGGGGACCUAUAUUGAAUUUUAUAUUUCUGAACAAAGCGUUGACAAAUCAGAUGACCAGCUUUAUCCAAGAAAGAAGACUAGUUAAUUCUUUGCCUCCUACAGCAGUAAGGUGAAUGUACAAACUUGGUGGCCAUGAGUCCGUAUGACCAAUUGCUGUUGUCUGCCAGGAUUCACAGUUCUGGCUUAGGAGAGAGCCACUGGUAGGUUAGAUCCCCAUCUGAGUGCUGGUGGGGAGAAUACUGAAGGUAAUUGCAUUAUAGAAUAUGCCUGUACUUACAGCCCCAAACAAUGCAAUGAGUUUUUAAUCUCAUGGAUCUCAAAUUCAUAAAUGUUGACAUGGAUAAGUGAUCAUGGUGUGCAAGUGGUCAAUUGAAUAGUACAGUGGAACCUGUUAAAUACAUAACCUAAUUUUCCUGGAACUGCUAUAUUUUCACUUAACUGGAAACUUUUAAGUUGUGUUUUCCUUUUGGUGCAUGGAAAUGUGGUUGUUGAGAUAUUUAAAAGGGCUCCACUGCCGCCUUCUGUUUGGCUUAUUUAAUUUGAAUUGGGCUAUAAAAGUAUCAUUUUGCAGGUUUAUUCCUUUAGCAGGUGUAGUUUAAAUGACCUCCACUGAACUGGGUUUGACCUCUGUUGUACUGAUAUGUUGUGACUAAAUAAAAAAGAAAGAACAAAGUA
Molecule: messenger RNA, 2301 nt
Organism: Galeopterus variegatus (Sunda flying lemur)
Lineage: Eukaryota; Metazoa; Chordata; Mammalia; Dermoptera; Cynocephalidae
Gene: HEY1
Product: hes-related family bHLH transcription factor with YRPW motif 1
Exons: 5
Coding region: 195-1121 (308 amino acids)
Biological process (GO): Notch signaling pathway; circulatory system development; anterior/posterior pattern specification
Cellular component (GO): nucleus
Molecular function (GO): DNA-binding transcription factor activity, RNA polymerase II-specific; RNA polymerase II cis-regulatory region sequence-specific DNA binding; protein dimerization activity
Source: RefSeq, a predicted model, not a curated record